CCCAAUCAUGUUCCACUCAUAUCGUGCCGUGUACCAGGUCGCCGCUCCGAAGGAGACGGUGGCAAGCGUGAUCAACUCGAACAUAGAGAGCAUUCCCAAGGUAGUUAAUGAUGGUAUGACAGAAGACCGGAGCCGAAACUCGAUCAUCGUCAAUGCUCGGUUCUACACGGCCUCGUGCAAGUGGCUCGACACCGGACGGUUCGAGAUGGUGGACACUCGAGGCGGAGAGACCCUCAUCCUGGCCUACGCAGAGUCGACCAACUUUUGCUGCUCGUGGUGUCCCUCGUGCAUCCGAUCUUGCUUUGCCUGCUGCAACUUUGACGACUGGGGCAAGAACGAAGCCCACAUCGAUGACACCGUUGCUCUGCUCGCCCAACAAGGUGGUGCAACUAAGCUGAUGGGCGCCCGUGGCGGCGAUCUGGACGACCUCCUGUCGGCCGUCUCCUCCUCAGAUGGUGUCUACACCUUUUCCGACAGCAGCGAUGCCGUGCCCGACUAUGGCUCGACAUCGCAAUAGUCGCAUCGCAAGCCACCUGCUGACGCCUAGCCAAGUAGACCGGCAUGUUGCCAUCGUCGUCUUUGCCACCUGGCCAGUUUGUCAAUAUCAACCAUCAAUGUAGCACCAUGUUUGGUAUUUCCUAUACAUGACUCGAACUCUCCGUCAUCGCCCUCUGGAUGCCCGCAUCCAUCAAACCGCAGACGUCACGUG
Thecamonas trahens ATCC 50062 is the source of this 709-nucleotide messenger RNA. RefSeq lists its product as uncharacterized. Bases 8 to 517 code for a protein of 169 amino acids. NCBI's taxonomy places the organism in Eukaryota, Apusomonadida, Apusomonadidae. The record is from RefSeq and is a predicted model, not a curated record. The transcript has 2 exons.